AUGGGCAACAAAUUGAGCUGCUCAUGUGCGCCCCUGAUGCGCAAAGGUGGCUAUCGUUAUGAAGAUUCACCCUGGCAAAGUUCACGUCGUCGCGAUGGUCAUCUAUUGAGUUCAUUUCGCCUCUGGGCUGAGGUUUUUCAUGUAUCGGCCAGUGGUGCCGGAACGGUCAAAUGGCAGCAAGUAUCGGAAGAUUUGGUUCCUGUUAAUAUCUCAUGCAUACAAGAUACACCGGAAUGUGUUUUUCACAUAACGGCCUACAACAGUCAGGUGGACAAAAUUCUGGAUGUGAGACUCGUGCAACCAGGUACACGUAUUGGGCAAGCCUCAGAAUGUUUUGUUUAUUGGAAGGAUCCCAUGACCAAUGAUACAUGGGGUCUGAAUUUUACAUCACCCAUCGAUGCUAAACAAUUUCGCGAGUGCUGUUGCGACGUUUUACAGUCGCCUUCUUUCAAAUUUUCACGAAAGGCCUCCUCGAGUUACUCGCUGAAAUUGGAUCCGCCUGGCAAAGGCAAGGUGAAAGCCAAACGGAAGCCAUUGAGCACCCCAGCCUCCCCAUCCCGGGUACGAAGUGAGCCACAAUGCACCUGCAUGACCGCUGAACAAUAUGCACGCCUGAGAAAUGAUCCACGUGUUAGAGGUUCAUCUACUCUGCCACGUAAUGUUGGCUCCAGGGUUGCCUCUGAGGCCGAUGGCCAAACACAUCAGAAGGUCACCAAUGCCGCAAGUACCACUUCACUCUAUGACAAUGUAGCCAGUGGUGGCACUGGCGGACAAUCAUUAAGUACUGGUGGAGAUACAUUGGGGCGACCUAUGAAGACACAGGAUGCUGGCGCUACAGCAAAUGGAGCUGUGUGUGCUGGUGCCGCUGCACCAGGUGGUGCUGCUGGCACUGGUGAUAUAUGCACUCAAAAUCAUGUGGGCUCUCAGGCUGGACCCGAGGACGCAAUGGCCGCUCAAAGUGAUGUUGAUAUGCCAAAGAGUGAAGGCACUCAAGCCGGUGGGCCAAUGCAUCAAUCGGUGGGUACAUCGACCAAAUCCACUGGCACUAGGACCAAGGAAUAUUCUGAUGAUAUGACACGCGAUCCACAUGGGCACGAUAUGCAUCAGCACCAGCACCCGCACCAGCACCAGCACCAACACCAGCACAACAUAAUUAACAACAAUACCAGACGCAAAACCAAAAGCACCGAGGACAUGAAUGUCGAUACGAGCACUUUGAAGCGUAUGCUGAAGCCCAUGACCAGCACCGAGAGCCCGGUGACCUCGCCGGAGAUGGGUAGACGGCGUUACAAUUACUACAAUGCCAAUGCAACGAAUACGUUUGGGCCACAACACAUGCACCAGCACGCUGCCGCCAUGGCUGGCAUGGGCGGUGGGGGUGGUGGUGGUGUUGGUGGUGGAGGUGGUGGAGGUGGUGGCAUGCAUCACAUAAUGAACAACAACAAUACAUUGGGAUUAGUUGCUGGUCGCAACGCCAAUCAGUCGUCGCGAUUUUCGGGAUCAAGGUCCUCCCAUGAAAUUGGCCGUGGCUAUACGCCAAGAAAUUUGUACUUGGAAUUGGAAAGAGAACGUAGCUGCAUUGAGGGUUCUCCCCCCUCGGACAACGUCAUGUUCGACAAUCAAUGUUACGCCACUACGCCCAGCUCCAGCAAUGGCAACUCGGACCAGGAUCAAUCAUCAUAUGGACAGAGGGGUCCCGCAGCCGGUGGUCCCCGCCAUCCACAUCGUCAUCAGGGUCCCAAUGUAACCCCAACACCAGGUAGUCCCACUUCCCGUCUGCUCUUGGAAUACGAAAUGCAUUUACGCAACACCUUGGCCAAGGGUAUGGAUGCUGAGUCUUACAGUCUGCAUACCUUCGAGGCCUUACUCUCACAGAGUAUGGAGAACUUGGAAUUUGCCGAGAGUCUGCCCGGAUCCAUGCAGCGCAGCCCGUUUCCCAUGCGUAGGCCUACUAGUGCUAAAUCUUCUACUCUACCUUUGCCUCCACAUCGUCCUAUGUCUACAGUGCGCGACAAAGAGCGUGAUCGUGAGCGUGAUGGCUACUACAGUGAUCGCAAUGAGUUGGUGCGUGAACGAGAGCGCGAGAGAGAACGUGAACGAGGCUAUCUAUCAGAUCACAAUACCAGUUUUUCCAAUUCCCGUUGUGCUUCUUGCAUUGGCGAAUCGGCCAGAGCCCAGUGGUUCCGUCAUUCGGAUGGCUGGCGUUCUGGUAGUUCGACCAUUGGUUCCGGUUCCGGCCAAGGCCUAAUGUCGCAACAAACAAACAGUUCGGGCACUAAACGUUCGCCUUGGGACUCGCUUCCUUCUUUAAGGCAGGACAGUAGCCUAAAUGAUUCAGGCUACAAAAGUGCCCGAGCUGAUUCAUUGGAACAACGAGCCGAAUUUAUACGCCAGGACAGUUUAAGAUCUGAUUACCUAAGUGAUCGUGACUCACGUUAUGGCAUUGUGCAACAGGCUUCCAUUGAGAGCACCGAUUCUCGAAUGUGUUAUUUAACGUCAUCUGAGAUUUCCGACGAUGACCGCAUGAGUUUAACUACAGCCGUAUCGGAUGAAGAUGAUGGCGAAAGUGUCAUGGCGUCACCAUACAAAGCAAAAGCAACUGGAACGGCGGCAUCCUCAUUCAAUUGUACAGGAGCUGUACGCAAAGCUGGUUUCCUGUCUGUGAAGAAAUGGUUAUUGCGAAAGAAACAUCAAAUCGAAUUAGCCCGUAAACGCGGCUGGAAGGGUUAUUGGGUGUGUCUGAAGGGCACCACUCUACUCUUUUAUCCCUGUGAUUCGCGCGAGGGUCGCAGUGUUGAGGCGGCCCCCAAGCAUUUGAUUAUAGUCGAUGGUGCGAUAAUGCAGCCCAUACCCGAGCAUCCCAAGCGUGAUUAUAUCUUCUGUUUAAGCACCGCCUUUGGCGAUGCGUACCUCUUUCAGGCUCCAUGUCAGGUUGAAUUGGAGAACUGGGUUAACAGCAUUCACAGCGCUUGUGCAGCAGCCUUUGCCCGUCAUCGGGGCAAAACGGGCACACUGCAUCUGCUGCAGGAGGAGAUUUUCCGCAUCGAAAAAGCCAUCGAAUCGGAUCAUAAGCUGAAACAUAUGGCCGAGCUACAACAAUCGGUGGUCACCGAUCAGGAUACACGUCUACAGAUCCAAGGUCAGAUACUGCAAUGGGAAGAGAAUUUGGAACGUUUGCAUUGUGAACAAUUCCGUUUGCGCUGUUACAUGGCCUCGCUGCAAAGUGGCGAGCUACCCAAUCCCAAGUCCUUGCUCACCCAUGUCUCACGCCCUACCAAAAAUACUCUCAACAAGCUGGGCGUCUUUACGGUUUCCUCCUUCCAUGCCUUCAUUUGUGCUCGCUCGCCCUCUUUGCUCAAUAAUCUAUUGGCGGGUCGUGGUGCCACAAAGCGACGACCUCCCAUGCUAUCGCGUUCGAAUAGCGGUUCCAGUCGUCGUUCCAUGCAGCUAAACUCCCGCGAUGAGCCGGAAAAGACAUUCAAAGUUGCCAUGCCGGACAAUGCAUAUUCGACCGUUUAUCUACGUGAUGCAAUGUCUGUGGAGGAAUUCUUGGCCAGUGCCUGCGCCCGACGCAAUCUCAAUCCCAUGGAACACUUUGUACGUGUGAAGAAGCGACGUGACAUGGAGGAUCACAAUUACUUUGUGCCACAUCGAAACGAUUUGAUAGAGAAUUACCUACACAAUCAUGAAUUUGUCGAGGUGUGUAUGAAGAUCUUGUAUCAGGUGGAACUGCAUCGCACAACUCUGGAACAGAUGUGGGGUUUUUCGGUGGAGGCAGAACUUAUUGAGAAUGCCGAACGUCAAGAUGAGCUCUGCUGCUAUGUCAGUCGUGUCGAAGACAAAAGUGUUGCCAUGCAAAAUGGUAUCAUUAAAGGAGAUGAAAUUAUGGUUAUCAAUGGUGCUAUUGUAUCCGAUUUGGAUAUGAUGUAUUUGGAAAGUGUCCUCCAGGAGGAGCAAUCACUAAGCAUGAUGAUGAGAUCGUCACGCACCGAACCCCCAGAUUUGGGCAGCAUAAUGCGGGUGACCGAUGAUAUGAUUGACUCACUGGUAUGUCCACCGCCACCCACAGAUCCCCCAGUGAUGAGUGAGGAAAUGAUUACGGGUCUCAUAGUGCCAGCGCCCGGUUGGAAUGGCACCGGCAAAGAUUUGUAUUCACCGGAAGCAGAAAGUUCACCAGCUCCCUCGUUUGUAGAGCCUUCGGCUGGUUUGGUGCCUGGUGCUGGCACUAAGCCCACAUCGCGCACAAGUAGUUUUGAAAUAGAGAAUUUGCUAAAGACCGCAGAACAGGUUACCGGAUUUUGUCGUUCACCUCAGGAAACCCGCAAAGCGAGCCCCACAGGAUCUGUGACAUCAUCGGUUUCAAAUGCCGCUCUAACGCCGUCGCGCCAACUAACGGAUGCUGAGAAAUUGCGCAAAGUCAUAUUGGAAUUGGUCGAUACGGAGAAAACCUAUGUCAAGCACUUGAAUAAUCUCCUCGAAAACUAUUUGGAACCCCUAAAGCGUGAAACUUUCCUAUCGAAUGCCGAAAUCAAUGCUCUCUUCGGCAACAUACAUGAAAUUGUCACCUUCCAGAGGCAAUUUUUGCAAAAUCUUGUUGAGGCACUAGAGCUUGAACCUGAUUUCCACAAAUUUGAUCAUCCUAGUCAAUAUCGCAAUGUUCUAUUUGCCAUCGGUUCCGCAUUCCUGUAUUAUGUGAAUCAUUUCAAGCUCUACUCAUCAUUUUGUGCUAGCCACAGUAAGGCGCAAAAGGUUUUGCAUCCAAAUGAAGGAAAUCAUGCUUUGCAAGAGUUCCUAAAUGCACGCAAUCCCAAACAGCAACACAGCUGCACUUUGGAAUCGUAUUUGAUAAAACCCAUACAACGUAUCCUAAAAUAUCCCCUGCUAUUGCAACAAUUGCGUAACCUAACCGAUUCCCGGGCAGAUGAACAUCUACAUUUAUGCGAGGCCUUGAAGGGCAUGGAAAAGGUGGCCGAACACAUCAACGAAAUGCAAAGAAUCCAUGAGGAAUAUGGAGCCAUAUUCGAUCAUUUAUUCCGGCAACAUCAAAAGGCUUGCAAACAGCCAAUAGACUUGAGUCCAGGUGAUCUUUUGUACUAUGGCGGCGUAGAAUGGUUGAAUAUAUCCGAUUUUCUGGGCAAAAUCAAAAAAGGUUUGGAAUUACAUGCCAUGUGCUUCGUUUUCAAAUCAGCGGUUGUGUUCCUGUGUAAAGAACGUCUACGACAGAAAAAGAAACUAAUGGGUGUCUCCAGUAAAAGUACCCCCAAUGAGGUGGAAAUCAUACGUUAUCAGGUGCUUAUACCAGUUACCGAAGUCCAAGUGCGUGCAUCUUCGGCCAAAGAUAUGGAUUCACAUUUCCUAUGGGAAUUGAUACAUCUGCGUUCGCAAUUGCAAAGACGUUCCGAGAAGGUCUAUGUGCUGUCGAAUAGUACAGCGGAUUUCCGCAAUGCAUUCCUGAAGACCAUUCGACAGAUAAUACGUGAGAGUGUGCGUAACAUGUCGAUUCCUAUGAAGAAUUUCGGUGGCAGCUCUGGUUCAGUGUCGGGUAUGUCAUCGCAGGGUGGCUGCUCAGGCAGUUCACAAACAUUGGAGCGACCCAAACAACAGAUAACAAUAAUGCAGGGCUCACAGACUUUGGGUAAGCCCAAGAAGAAAUCCGGCUCCCAAAGACAUUCGGCUGGCAACAUAGAUUAUGAUAACAUCUCAGGUAGUCAAGAGGCAGAAGAUGUACCAUUCCAAGAGCAUCAUCAUAUGCACACAUUACACACCUCCACUUUCCGUAGUCGUAGUAAAACCGUGGGCGAUGCCUCAGACAUUAUGGGAGCUGCCAUGGAAUCCUCACAAACCCAACAGCAGCAGCAUCAUCACCAACAACAACAACAAAUACAUCAUCACUACCAACAACAACAGCAGCAGCAACACCAGCACCAUCAACAAUCACAAAGUGAUAUUGAGCGCAUGGAUCCCGGUACCAAGUCCGAAGGUGAAGAGGAAUUCCAGCAGGGUACCAUAAAAACGAAGGCUUCCCUGGGUAGGACACCCAAUCACUUGACAUUAAGCACCACAUCUACACUUUCUGUGGGUAGUACCGGCAGCCAGGCACGCUUAAUUCAAUCAUCACAUCCGCCAUCAACGUAUCAACCAGUUCUUAUGAAAGACUUAGGUAAGCCUAGCGAUGAUAAGGCAACCCUAGAUACUGAUUCUCAAGCAGCCACAACUGCGGCCGCCCUUAAUUUAAGUCUAGGUAGUAGUGGUAGUCUCUUUACAACCCCCAGUUGUGGCAGUUCCAAUCGUAGACAACAUAACACCGCUGAUGAUAAUGCCAAUGGCAAUGUCUUGCAUGCCGCCUCCUCCUCCUCCUGCUCCUCCUCAUCAAUGCCGGGUAAAUUUUCUCCUCGCCAAUCGCCCAAUCGCGAUGUGGAAGUUAUUGAGAUAUUUAAGAGUGAAAUAGAUAGGAUUAGUGCUGCCACGCAGCAGGUAUCGGUUGUGCACUUCUCGAGUAAGGAAACAUCGUCUUCCAGAAAAUCGCCCUCCUCCAUGGUUAGAGUUGGGGCGGAAAACGUUAUGGACGACAGCAGUGCCCAGUAUAUGGACAAGCAUUUGAGUGAAUUGCAACAGGACAGACUGAACGAGACCAUGACCUGUGACAUAGAAGCGUAUAUGGCCAACUUGAAGGAGGCCUCGUUGGAGUCCACCGAUUUGCAAAUCGAGGCGGGAGAUCAGCAGCAAAAUGACUCAAGUCUCUCGCCCGAACCCCAAACGGUGGUGGAGAACACCCAACAAACGGUUACGGCCGACAUAGAGUCUCCACCCCGGCCCCCAGCUACUGAAUCGGAUAGUACAGGUACCACCACCUACACCACUUCGGAGAAGUCCGAAGAUGAAUCGGAGGGUGUGCCCUCCACCUCGUCCGCCUCUCAUCAUGUGGUCAUUGACAAGAAGGUGGAUAAGGUUUUCAAAUCCAAGUCCUCGGAUAAGAUUUCCAAGAGCAGCCAAAAGGCCAGCUCCAGUGGUAGCAAUGGCGGCACCACCAGCAGUGGUAGCGGCAGUGGUGGCGGCUCGUCAGCCCCCAAGACCAAGCUGAAAUCACCUCGCCAGAAUAUUUACAUUUCACCUGACCGCUCCAAAUCUCAGGGUAGCUCGCCUGUGCGCAUUAUCAAGAUCAAAUCUCCUCGCACCAGUCUCAGUGAUCAGGGUAAACGUUUGAGUGUUAGCUCCAGCCGCGAUUCCUCGCAGGAUCGCCUGUCCACAGGACGACGCACACCCAGUCCCAGGCGUUCCUCGGAUGGCAGCGGUGGCAUUCUAAAGCGUUCGGUCAGUCCCUCGGGUGGCAUACUGAAGCGGCCCUCCAGCCCCUCCAAGGCCAAAAGUCCCGAUCGUAGUUGCCUCAAAAAAUUGACCCCCUCCCAUGACUGCAGCAUUGAGUCGCUCUCACCGCACAUUUCACCACACAAUAGCAUCGAGUAUUUGUCUCCGGAUCGCUCGGCCACCUGCACCAUGUGCCAACAUCAUUCGCCACGAAAUAGUUUUGACAGCCGCAGUUCAGAGCCCAAUCUGGAUAUGCCUCGCUCUUCGCUGAAGUCACCACGAGGUAGUUUUGAGUCUCGCUCACCCGAUCGCAGCUAUGGGGGUGGGGGCGGUGGCGUUGGUGGUUCACGCAAACGCAGCGUGUCCGCCCAUGCCAAUAUCGACCAUGUGCAGAAGUCUAAGACCGCAGAGGCUUACUAUCAGUACUAUCCCAUCUACGACAAUCGCACCUGCAGCGAUCACUAUGUGUCCAUAAGGCGUGACAGCGAGCAGCGACCCGAGGUGCAGCAUCGACGAGCUAGCAAAUCGCUGGAACGUUCCAUGUCGCGCGACAGCACCACCAGCAGCUCCUAUCGCUAUGGUGUCUCCCCAGAACGCAUUUAUACCAUCAACAAUGCUGCCGCAGCCGCAGCCGCCUCCGAUCCCAUGAUCAUGAUGAAUGUGCCCAUGCGCUCCCAGUCGGCGGAGAAUACCUUUUCGGCGGCCAGCUAUCGCCAUGAAGCCUCGCCAGCCCAGUACUAUCACUAUGGUGGUGCCCAACCCACAGCCACGUUGCAGCAACAAUAUGGUCUUUGCUACGAACCUCAAUGUCCCCACGACCGUCCCUACCAAUUGAGCUCUUCCGCCCCCGAACACACCACUUGCAUGGACUGUUUGUAUCAGAAGCGGCCCUCCUAGCAUAGGGGGCGCGUGCGACAGAGUCGUACGCGCAAGAAAGUACCCCGAGGAGCUGUUCUCAUACAGGGACCCAGCGGCAUUAGUGGCAUAUCGGGCCAUGGUGAGAUAUGUGAUGGUGCCUUGUUCAACUCCCAGGCAACGAUAGUGCAACAGCCACGCUCAAUGGCCUCGGCCGGAGUUGGCCUGGGUGCCGCUCUGGGUAGUAGUGUUGCUGGGGGUGGUGUUGGUGCUGGCGUUGGCGGCGAUAUGGGUGGUGGAUGUGUCGAUUGCCAUGAUUUUUAUGAAAUUCAUGUUUAAAUUGCAAGUGACGGAUAAUCAUAAACUACCAAGUCCAAAUGCCUCUCCUUGACUUCGAAGUCCUUGGAAACUGUAACUAAUUUCCCUAAAUCUAUACUGAUGAGGAUGAUGAUGACGAUGGAGUCAUCAUGAUUCCCCAUUCUUCCAAAUACACUCCUACACACACACACACACACAUGAAAAACCAGAAGGCACUUGCAAGGUUCCUAAUACAGGGUAUCCAAUAUAGAAGAAAUUACGAGAAAUCUAAUACCUCAGCCAAUGCUAAUAACGUAAAGAAUUAUACAACAACAAACAUCAGUGAACCAUAACCUCAGAAAACGAAAUAUACAACAAGAUGAUGAUGAGGAACAAGAAGAAAAUCUAUUGACUUUCCCUGCCCCUCCCACCAUCCCCACACUAACUCUGUCCCCAAGUAAACACUCCACACUACCACAAGCAUAAAACAUACGACAACUCUUAAAGGAAGUUAACAUUCAUCAUAGAAGUAACAAAAUAACAAAAUAAUUAAAAUUUUAAAGGUAAAUUUACAAAAACAACGCAUCAUAACUGCAAGAAUUUCACCCCAAACAUAGUGUGCUCCCAUGGGUACAGAGUAAACGGCUUCCCCUCCCUCCUCCAAACAAAAAGAACUUAUCGUGUAACUUAGGGCA
Stomoxys calcitrans (stable fly) is the source of this 9152-nucleotide messenger RNA. It is a transcript of the gene sif, whose product is annotated as protein still life, isoforms C/SIF type 2. The transcript has 34 exons. Gene Ontology annotation, molecular function: guanyl-nucleotide exchange factor activity; protein binding. Gene Ontology annotation, cellular component: membrane; synapse. Gene Ontology annotation, biological process: positive regulation of axonogenesis; activation of GTPase activity; small GTPase-mediated signal transduction. The record is from RefSeq and is a predicted model, not a curated record. Lineage: Eukaryota; Metazoa; Arthropoda; Insecta; Diptera; Muscidae. Bases 1 to 8202 code for a protein of 2733 amino acids.